AUUUGCACGACUUUCCUCUUGCUACAGUGGUAUGAACAAACAAUAUACUUGACUUGUGUAGAUAUAUAUAUUUGUGUCAUGAGAUAGUAAUGUAUGUUUUAUAAUAGAUUUUGGCAUUUGAAGCAAUUCCAACUUUGGGAAUGAAGUUUGCUACAAAAUAUCCAGAUGUAAUUCUAAGAAUGGUUGCUUGGGAAAUGCUGGAGAGGUUAGCGCCUGUCGCCAUUGAUAUUGUGUUGAAAUCGAAAGAGACUGGAGGUUAAUUCCACAUUGAUUCCUAAUGAAACUGAAUUGGAAGAGGCUUAUUGGAAAGAGUUAACACCGAUUGUGGAAGAAGAUGAAAGUGCUUCACACCAUUCCGAAAGAGACGAGGCUAAGCAUGAUGUCGAGCCACAUCAUGCAUACCACGAAGAGUCUCCUAGAGCAGCUCAACCACCCCAGCCUGGUUUUGAGAUGAGCAUAGUGGAUUUAUUGAGAACGAAAAUUGAAAAACUUGAGGGAAGGCUACAAGUAAUCAUAUCGACUCAACUUGAUCGAGUGGAGAAAAAGGUUGAUAGGUUAGUUGAAUUGGCUGUGGCGGGUCGGUUCCAUCCAGCAACUAGUGCAUUUGAUGGUACCACUAGUAGCAUAGCAUAUGUACCAGAAAAUAAAUCGAAUGAUGGGUUGGAAAUAGAGGCUAUGUUUGAUGAUGUGACAGAUAUGUCUGCUGCUGAAAGAAAGGUAGAUCUGCCUGAAGAGGAUCUAAAGUUAGAGGAGGAUGUUAGAGGAAAAAAUAUAGGAGCGAAUGAGUUGGAAACUAAGCUUGGAUUUGAUUAUAUGAGAGAUGUGCCUACUGCUGCAACAAAUGUAGAAACGCGUGAGGAGGACCCAAAGUUAAAGGAGAAAGGUAGAGGCAAAAAUGUAGGAGGGAAGGACUUGGAAAAUGAAGCUGGAUCUGGAAAUGAUAUAGAUGAGCAAGAAAAUGAAAAAAUGGUCAAGGAGAGUGUUGGAAAAGAAAUAAUAUUAGAAGAAAAACAUCUCGAUGUGGAGAAAGAGAUCGAUGAUUUUGUGACGCCUGAAAAGCAUGAUUUGGCUACAAAUGAAUCCACGCAAUGCGACAUUGCAGAAAUUGAUGAGGCGGGAUAUGAUCCAUCGAAAGGACGAGGGUAUCAUCGGAAGAGAAAAGCCCGCUUAUUAUGUUCUCCGUACAUGGACUCGACGAAGAGGAGAAAGUUGUCAGACAUCAAUGUAUACAAUCCUUAUGGAGAAGUAGAUCCCGUCAAGGUUGAUGCUUUUUGUAAAUGGAUGGAAAUUACAUCUUCGUGGUAAAUUAUUACAUAUAGUUGCAAGUAUAUGUAAAAGUAAUGACAGUAUUACCUAAAUAUAACUUCGUGUUGAUUUUGUUGUAUGCACGGCCAAAUUAUACCUUUGCGCUUUUAUGAUAUUCAAGCAAAAAGUUUGAUGGAUCUUUUGAAUGAGGAUGGUUGGAUUAA
Messenger RNA from Olea europaea var. sylvestris, 1469 nucleotides. RefSeq lists its product as uncharacterized. The coding region runs from base 451 to 1305 and encodes 284 amino acids. The transcript is spliced from 3 exons. Lineage: Eukaryota; Viridiplantae; Streptophyta; Magnoliopsida; Lamiales; Oleaceae. The record is from RefSeq and is a predicted model, not a curated record.